Messenger RNA from Myodes glareolus (Bank vole), 591 nucleotides. The record is from RefSeq and is a predicted model, not a curated record. Lineage: Eukaryota; Metazoa; Chordata; Mammalia; Rodentia; Cricetidae.
AGAAGACACAGCAGAGCCAUGAAGUUUCUGUUGCUGCUGGCUGUGGGGCUGGACCUGGCCUGGGCCCAGCAGGACCAAAGCCAGGUUCCCGUGCAGCAGGGCUUCAGCCCUGAUCAGGUGACAGGGCCCUGGAAGACCCUCAGUCUGGCUUCCACUAACCGGUCCGUCAUUGAAGAAGGAGGUGCUUACAGGUGCUUCAUGACUGGUAUUGUCCACCUGGACAACGGCAACCUGAAUGUCACCUACUUUCACAGGAAAGACGGAAAAUGCGUGAAGGAAUUCUUCGUGGCAGAGAAAACUGACAUCCCUGGACGCUACACCUUUGAGUACCAAGGCCAAAACUAUCUGACUUUUGUGGCCGUCACUAAGGACUACGUCAUCAUGGACUUUGAAAACCAGUGGGAAGGAAAUACCCUCAUUGUGGUUGAGCUCCACGGCAGGACUCUGUUUUCAGGUAAACUGGGAUUGCCGGCCUAUUUGAAGCACACAGCCAGAAGAGGCAUUGGAGCAGGCAACAUUGAGGACGUGUCCUUGAAUCGUAAGCCUCCUUUCCUACAGCUUCUUCUCUACUGCCUCUUCAGAUCCCCAUGA